Engraulis encrasicolus (European anchovy) is the source of this 2175-nucleotide messenger RNA. RefSeq names its product GTPase IMAP family member 8-like. Lineage: Eukaryota; Metazoa; Chordata; Actinopteri; Clupeiformes; Engraulidae. The transcript is spliced from 6 exons. Bases 1 to 2175 code for a protein of 724 amino acids. Gene Ontology annotation, molecular function: GTP binding. The record is from RefSeq and is a predicted model, not a curated record.
AUGUCUGACAUGAGGAUCGUGCUGCUGGGAGGACGACUUCAGGGGAAGAGUUCAUCAGGAAACACCAUCCUGGGCAGACAGGAAUUUGGUACUGCAGGGAGAACAGCUGAGUGUGUGAAGAGAGAAGGAGAAACAGCAGGCAGACACAUCACUGUAGUGGAGGCAUCAGGAUGGUUCAUGAACUACACUGUAGAGCAAACUCCUGAACGUGAUAAAGGAGAGAUUGUCCUCAGUGUGUCUCUGUGUCCUCCAGGACCCCAUGCUCUACUCCUGGUCAUUAGGGCGAGUCAGUCAUUCACAGAGACACACAGAAGAGCAGUGCAGGAACACAUGGAGCUUCUGGGUGAGAGAGCCUGGAGACACAGUAUACUGCUGUUCACCAUAGGGGACUGGCUGGGAGAUGCAAGCAUUGAGCAGCACAUUGAGAGUGAAGGAGAGGCUCUGCAGUGGGUUGUAGAGAAAUGUGGGAACAGGUACCAUGUUGUAGACAAUAAGAAGAGUGAUGGUGGCCAGGUGACAGAGCUGCUGGAGAAGAUAGAAGAGAUGGUGGCAGGAAACAGAGGUCAUCAUGUAGACUUUGAUGCAAAGAUCAUAAAUGGAUUGAUGAAGAGGAAGAAGGAAGAAAAGAGAAGAGCAGAGGAGAGGAAGAUGAAGGUGAAGAAACAGAGAGAGACUCUCAGAUCAUCAGCAGGUGGUGUUCCAAAUAAAUCAGACAUGAGGAUCGUGUUGCUGGGAGGACGAAAUGAUGGGAAGAGUUCAUCAGGAAACAACAUUUUGAGCAGACAGGAGUUUGGUACAUCACAAAGAAUAGCUCAAUGUGUGAAGAAAGAAGGAGAAACAGCAGGCAGACACAUCACUGUAGUGGAGGCACCAGGAUGGUGGAUAAACCCCACAAUAGAGGGAACUGCUGAACGUGAUAAAAGAGAGAUUGUCCUCAGUGUGUCUCUGUGUCCUCCAGGACCCCAUGCUCUACUCCUGGUCAUUAGGGUGAGUGGGGCAUUCACAGAGACAUUCAGAAGAGCAGUGCAGGAACACAUGGAGCUUCUGGGUGAGAGAGUCUGGAGUCACACUAUACUGCUGUUCACCAGAGGAGACUGUCUGGGAGACACAAGCAUUGAGCAGCACAUUGAGAGUGGAGGAGAGGCUCUGCAGUGGGUUGUAGAGAAAUGUGGGAACAGGUACCAUGUUGUAGACAAUAAGAAGAGUGAUGGUGGCCAGGUGACAGAGCUGCUGGACAAGAUAGAAGAGAUGGUGGCAGGAAACAGAGGUCAUCAUGUAGACUUUGAUGCAAAGAUCAUAAAUGGAUUGAUGAAGAGGAAGAAGGAAGAAAAGAGAAGAGCAGAGGAGAGGAAGAUGAAGGUGAAGAAACAGAGAGAGACUCUCAGAUCAUCAGCAGGUGGUGUUCCAUAUAUAUCAGACAUGAGGAUCGUACUGCUGGGAGGAAGAUAUGCAGGGAAGAGUUCAUCAGGAAACACCAUCCUGGGCAGACAGGAAUUUGGUACUGCAGGGAGAACAGCUGAGUGUGUGAAGAGAGAAGGAGAAACAGCAGGCAGACACAUCACUGUAGUGGAGGCGCCAGGAUGGUGGAUGGACCUCACUGUAGAGAAAACUCCUAAACGACCCCAUGCUUUACUCCUGGUCAUUGAUGUGAGCGAGUUGUUAACAGAGACACACAGAAGAGCAGUGCAGGAACACAUGGAGCUUCUGGGUGAGAGAGUCUGGAGUCACACUAUAGUGCUGUUCACCAGAGGGGACUGGCUGGGAGACACAAGCAUUGAGCAGCACAUUGAGAGUGGAGGAGAGGCUCUGCAGUGGGUUGUAGAGAAAUGUGGGAACAGGUACCAUGUUGUAGACAAUGAGAAGAGUGAUGGUGGCCAGGUGACAGAGCUGCUGGACAAGAUAGAAGAGAUGGUGGCAGGAAACAGAGGUCAUCAUGUAGACUUUGAUGCAAAGAUCAUAAAUGGAUUGAUGAAGAGGAAGAAGGAAGAAAAGAGAAGAGCAGAGGAGAGAAAGACGAAGGUGAAGAAACAGAGAGAGACUCUCGGAUCAUCAGCAGGACCCCAUGCUCUACUCCUGGCCAUUGAUGUGAGUCUGACAUUCACAGAGACAGACAGAAGAGCAGUGCAGGAACACAUGGAGCUUCUGGUCUCCUUGGCGGAGGUCUGCACUAUCUGA